AUGUCGCGUGUACACAUGCUGAAAUAUUUGUAUAGUGUCAGCUCAAUCAUACGUGGCUACAUCCAUAUAUCGAUCAUUUCCAUAGGGGGUCAGUAGUGGAGUAACGUUCCACCUGUCAGUCGGACACAUAGUAGUUCCUACUACUUCCAGACGUGAUACAUUCAGUAGUUCAUAUCUCUUAGGUGAAGUACGUUCCUACAUGGCUAUGUUCUCGUCGACAUUCCUCGAGUAAGGCAAAAGGAAUAUUUAAAUUGAAUUAAUUAUCAUUAUGAAGCACCAACAAGUAACCGUAGACAUGACGAACAUGGUGUUUACCGCUUGCUCCUAUUUGGCACUCGCUGGAGCGGUUUGGAUAUUUUUGCGGCUGAUCCAGGCCUGUUUUUGGCUACCGAAACAUUUGAAAAGGCAAAAUGAUGUUCAAAGAAUGUUGCAAGAUAAGGUGGACAGUUAUGAGAAAUAUGUGUUAGAAUGCGAGGAGAAGGAAAGGACAGAAAUGUUGGAUCAGAUUGAUGAUGAGAAGAAGAGUCUCGAGAUGUCGGAGAAAUGGAAGGAACGAAGGGAAUGCCUCGACAUGCUUAAACGAGAAUUAGAAAGAGUUCGCGAAGGUAAAGACAUGUCAGAUUGGGACGCCUUGCUGGACGAGGAAUUGAAGAAGCACGAACUGGAGUCGAAACUUCUGGAGGAGGAAGAAGAAAAAGAAGACUCUAAGAACGACGCUAGUAAAGAGAAAAGCGACAGUGAGAAAGAAACAAAGAAAGUCGAGAUCGAUACCGAACUAAAGAAGAAGAAGUAAUGACUGUAUGUGUUUUGAAAGUGCCUUACCGAGACUUUACGAUAGUUGUUUCUUAUGAAGGAACAAUUGCGUGAAAACAAAAAUCUCCCCCCAAGCAAAUAAAUUUUCGAAAUAUUCCGUACUAAAUGCUCAUGUAUGGCGUAUAAUAAUCAAAUAGUCACAAAAUGCUUAGUAAAAUCGGAAUU
Mycetomoellerius zeteki is the source of this 978-nucleotide messenger RNA. Its product is annotated as histone-lysine N-methyltransferase, H3 lysine-79 specific. The coding region runs from base 269 to 793 and encodes 174 amino acids. The record is from RefSeq and is a predicted model, not a curated record. NCBI's taxonomy places the organism in Eukaryota, Metazoa, Arthropoda, Insecta, Hymenoptera, Formicidae. The transcript has 3 exons.